GUCGAACAUCUGUCACCAAGCGAAGGCUACGUCCGUUUUAGUCCCAAAAACCGCAAUACCGUCAUGGUACCCGGUUUUAUAAUUUUUUGAAGAACAUCCAAUAUAUUUGUAAUCGGAACCGCGUUAAUACAGUGGUUUUAUUUCUAUUCUAACGUUUGUUCAUAUUUGGAAAGAUGAGUUCAGGCAGACCAAUCAAAUGUGUGGUAGUAGGGGAUGGAACAGUAGGAAAAACAUGUAUGUUAAUAUCAUAUACAACUGAUAGUUUUCCAGGAGAAUAUGUUCCUACAGUGUUUGACAAUUAUUCAGCACCUAUGGUUGUGGAUGGAAUACCUGUUAGUCUAGGGCUUUGGGAUACAGCAGGUCAAGAAGAUUAUGACAGGCUCCGUCCACUUUCAUAUCCACAGACUGAUGUUUUUCUAAUUUGUUUCUCAGUAACAAGCCCUUCAUCUUUUGAAAAUGUUACCAGCAAAUGGUAUCCAGAGAUAAAACAUCACUGCCCAGAUGCCCCAAUGAUACUUGUUGGAACUAAAAUAGAUUUACGAGAUGAUCGUGAGACACUUACUGCCUUAGCUGAACAAGGUCUUAGCGCUAUAAAACGUGAACAAGGACAAAAAUUGGCAAAUAAGAUUCGUGCAGUGAAAUAUAUGGAAUGUUCUGCACUCACACAACGUGGUCUAAAACAAGUGUUUGAUGAAGCAGUACGUGCUGUUUUAAGACCUGAACCCCAAAAACGCAGACAGAGAAGAUGCAUUAUGCUAUAAACAAUAAAUAAUCAAGAUUCAAUAUAGGUAAAAUCACGUAUAAACUGACAGACUGAAAUUAAUUUUCUCAGAAAAAAACGGACAAAAUAUGAAUGUUUUGAAAAAAGGAAGGUAGCAAACCAUGCAUUUUAAUAAAUUCCUCUGGCAGCUAUAGUUUAAUGCAUCAUAAAUUGAGUACAAUUUGCAGCUUGCGUUUUUUAAAAACAAGCUGUAAAACUAACAUAAGACUAGAAACUAAAUAAAAAAGUAUGACAUUACUAUAAUUUUUAACCAGUACUUAAUGUUUAAAUACAUAAAAAUAAUUCCAAAUUUGCAUGUAUCCCAGGUAGUGGUUUCAGACAUUAAUAAUUUCAUACAUCAAUGCACUAGUCAUGUACUAACGUACUAUAUCUUAUUGUUUGCCAUUAUUUUUUUCAUAAAACAACAAUUUUCUAUUUUAUAACAUAAUGAUUUAAUUCACGUUGAAACGAGACUAAUAUGUAUUGCAAUAACAAUUUAGAAUGUUGGAUCGUAAAAUUUUGGUCAUAAAGCUGCCAGAUUUCUAAAUUUUUAUACCUAUGAUAGUAAAAACAUUCAUUUAGUAUACACAUAUGAUAGAUAUAACAAUCAAUAUACUAACAAUUUUUAUAAAAUGUAAAAUAGCAUUAUAGAAUUAUUUAAACAGACAGUGCCAUAGCAACGAAGAAAAAAUCAAAUCAAUGACACAAACAUUUUUCAUGUCAGUUCUAGACAAUAUAUGUAUGUAUUUUUUAAAUCUCAUAUUAGAAAACAUUAAAAAAGGUGUAAAGGAAUUGAAGAAUCUCAUAAUAAGAAAUAUUUUGUAUUUAUCUUAAAAUUUUUGAUAAAUAUUAUGGUUGUAAUAUUUCUUUGUACUCUAACAGAAAAAUAACACAUUAUGCAUAAAAUACUGCCAACAAAUAUUCAUGUAUGUCUUUUUGCAAAUCUGAUAGCUUUAUAUGGCACACUUUAUUGUCUAGAAUUUGAACAUUCUUCUCGUAACUACAUAAUACAAAACACGUCGUAAUGUAUUAUGUGCAUAUCGAUAUUUAUUUUAUUUUGACUAUAUACUGAGUAAUCAUACUCUAAAGAGAAUUUAUUACAAAAACACUUUAAAAACUUUUACGUCUGAAAUUGUAUUUCUGUUGUUGCAUGUGGCAGAUACAAUUUUACAGAUUGUUGCAGUGGUGCAAUCUGAUUAAUGAAAGGCUCUAAAUUAUUUUUCAUAAAAACUGCGGAGUGUAUUGUGAAAAGAAUAAUCAAAAUAUAUAUUGAAUUACAUAAGAAAAUGUAAUACCAGUAACAAACAUAUGGUGCAAAGUAUGCCUAUAAUACAGAGAACAUAGCACAAUUUAUUUUAAACAGUAACCAUGACAUUUUUAACCUUCCAUUAUUAUUUUUAUAAAAUUCAUUUAGAUCAAUCUUUGCAUUUAAAAGGUUAGUAACAGAUUUUACAAUAAUGAAUACAUCAUAGAACAACUAUUGUUUUUCUGCUUUUAUGUAUAAAAUUAAAACACAUCCAUACUUAUAUUUAAUUUAUUAUUGUGGACUUUUUUCUGUAUUGUAACAUAGUUCAUUUAUACUUUAUAAUAGUAAAACAUAUUUUGAUAAUAUUACAUGCUCUCUAUAAAAGGACUCAAUAAAAAAAUAGUGUGAUGAUAAUUAACAAAUAUUCCAUCACUUAUGAACUUGCUAUUUUUUUAUAUUUGGAAGAAAGCUUAGGAUAUAGAAAGAUAGGACAUGCGUGCCAUAUGCUUUCAAAUUUAUAAAAGAAAUAUUGAAUAUCAUACUUAGUUGUACUUUUAUUCAAUGUGCAUUUCGAAUGAAUUAAAAAUAUGUCAACAUAUUUAAAAAGAAAAAUAUUCCUAGUGUAAGUGGGGGUGAAUUAAGAAUGAGGCAUAUUAAUGCUUGCUAAGUGUACAUACUGUAGCAUAGUGGUAACAUGCUCUAAAUUUCAAUCAAAUUUUAAAAAUACUAUAGCUAUGUUUGUUUUUUCUGACACAUUUCAGUAUGUACACAAUCUAUUAUCAAAUAAAUUAAUCAUGUGAUUGAAGUAUAGAGUGUGUCGUAAAAUGUUUGCAGUAAGCUUUUUAUACUUUGUUAUAUGUGCUAUGAUCUUGAAUAACACAGUUAUUUUUGGUAUCUUUUGCUGCAAUAUUUUAUAAAUUUAUGUUUUAGUUAAGAACAUACAACAUAUUUGUAGUUCCUGUGUAAAACGAUUGUUUUUUGAAUGUUUGAAAAAGCACAAUUGAAGAUGACAUUAUUAUUAUUACUGUUCUACAACAGAUUUAAGCCAUUUAUUAUACGAAGUAAUCAGAUAUCAGCAGCGUGUUAUAUAAUAAUUGUAUGUAAAGUUUGCAUUUAUUGUAAGUAGUGCAUUUAUUUUACAGUUAUUAUUGAAGAUAAAGUUUAUUACACAAAAAUUAAUUGAAAAUAAGGAUAAAACAAAGCACAAUUUUUUAAAUAGUAUUUAAAUGAUAUUUAAUUUUUAAGAUUAAUAUGAGGAACUAUUUGCAGUAUUACAAUGUAAAUAAAAAUUUUAAUCUUUACUCCAAAAUUUACUACUUACACCUGAAAUUUUUCUUAUUUACUACGUUUAAAUUAAUAUAUAUUUGCAAUUUACUAUAAUAAGAAUAAUUAAUCAUAGCUUUAUCUUAAGUGAGAAAAAAGUUAAAUUCAGGCAGCUAAUAUAAAAUGUGCAAGUAAAAUGUUUUUUAAUAUGUAUAUAUGAUAUUUUUUUUUAGCAAAUAGGAUCAAAGUUGAUAAAUAUUUGUGUUAAUAGCAUAACUAUGAAUCUAUACAGGUUGGUAAGAUGAAUUACACUACUUACAACUUGUGCAUUUAAUAAAACGUCGAUAUUGAUUUCUCCCUUUUUUAAAAACAAGAAAGUAACAGUAAUGGAUGCUACAAACCAAAGUUGAAUGUUACUUCUAAUGUAACACUUAUAAUCUUUAUUACGUAUUAUUGCAUAUAAGUAUAGAAAAAAAUGAAUGUAUGAACUGUAAAAAUAUUCUAGUCACCAUGAAUUUGAUUUUAUUUAUAAAUGAGAAGUGUUUUAUUAAAAUUUGUAUUCAAUUUAUAUCUAAUUAAUAAACAUUUUUUAUUGAAAAAAGGAAAUAAUCAAACUGAAAUGAUAAAGUGGAGGACAUGAAAGUAUUGAUCUAAUUUAAGAUAUUGUCAAUUUAAGUAAAGCAGAAUAAACCAAACAAGGAGGAUAAGAAAUCAUUAGAAUACAAAUGUAUGUACAUGUAUUAAGUAAAUUUAAUCGUCAGUAACUUAGAAACAACAUUUAUCUAUUUUCUUAAAAUUUCUGUAAAAUUGCUAAUUUCUGUACUAAUAAAACAGCACAAGAGAACAUUA
Bombus huntii is the source of this 4118-nucleotide messenger RNA. It is a transcript of the gene Mtl, whose product is annotated as ras-related C3 botulinum toxin substrate 1. Gene Ontology annotation, molecular function: GTP binding; GTPase activity. The transcript has 4 exons. NCBI's taxonomy places the organism in Eukaryota, Metazoa, Arthropoda, Insecta, Hymenoptera, Apidae. Gene Ontology annotation, biological process: small GTPase-mediated signal transduction. The record is from RefSeq and is a predicted model, not a curated record. Bases 174 to 761 code for a protein of 195 amino acids.